UGGUAUGCUCUUCUUGAUACAGGAGAGAAGGAAUCAGCCCUACAGUAAAGGAGAAGAAGCCUCGUACCCUUAAGGCUGGGAGGUCUGCUGCCACCACUGCGAAUAGGAAAUGUACGGUAGUGGUGGUCAGAGGCUGUUUUCUCAGGGGGAUGGAGGUGCCAUUCUGUCACCCUGACAAUUCAUCUUGAGAAGUAUGCUGCCUACCAGGGGCCCAUAUCCAAGACAUUACAGAGGCAUUGUUGAGGAUUAUCCAGCCCUCUGACUACUCAUGCUACUCAUCCAUGUGGGCACAAAUGAUAUUGCAAGGUGUGACACUGAGCGAAUCAAGAGUGACUACAGAGCUCUGGGAGUACAGGUGAAGGAGUUUGGAGCACAGGUGGUAUUCUCUUCCAUCCUUCCUGUCAAAGAAACCACCUGUCCCUAAGUGCUAGGCCAGAGCUGAGAGAAGGCUACUGCGUGAGGACAAAUUCAGGCACUGAUGGGUAAUGCCUGGAGAUUUUCCUCCUCCCUGUAGUCUCCACACCCCGGCUCCCUGCUCUCAAGCUGGAGAGGUCUGUUGGAGUCAACAGCAUGUGGGAUUAAGGAGCACACACUGAAAAGGAGACAGAGCCAACCUUCACCUCCGUCCCCAGGGCCUCGGGGAGUUGUUGGCAAUGGGGUGCCUGAAAAGGUCAACUCAGCUGCUGCUGCAGCUGCUGCUACUUGGGGGCCUGAAGCCAGGGCAGGGCUCUACUGUGCUGGGCACCCUGGAUUUACAGAUAGAUGAGGAGCAGCCAACUGGCACCAUCAUCGGGGACAUCAGUGCUGGACUGCCCCCCAGCACUACUGCCUACAUGUACUUCAUCUCCGCGCAGGAGGGCAGUGGCGUCACCACAGACCUGGAGAUAGAUGAGAACACAGGCAUCAUCAAAACAGCCCGUGUGCUGGACCGAGAGAGCCGGGACCGCUACAGCUUCAUUGCUGUCACCCCUGAGGGCAUUACAGUGGAGGUGAAUGUCCAGGUAAAUGACAUCAAUGACCAUGCACCAGAAUUCCCCAAGCACCACUACACCUUUCAAAUCCCAGAGCACACCCACAUUGGCAGCAGGUUCCCCCUGGACCCAGCCUUUGAUGCUGACAGUGGCCUGCUGAACACCCAGGGUUAUGUGCUCAAAGGGGAGAAUGUGGGCCAAGCCUUCCGCCUGGAGACACGCAGGGGCCCCAAUGGGGUCCUGUACUUGGACCUGGUGGUCAGCAACGUCCUGGACCGGGAGAACUGCUCAUCGUACUCCCUGCUGCUAGAGGCCUAUGAUGGUGGCUCCCCUCCCCGCAGCACUCAGAUGACUUUGGAUGUGGCCAUACAGGACAUCAAUGACAAUGCACCUGCCUUCAACCAGAGCCGCUACCACACCCUCAUCUCCGAGAACCUGAAGCCAGGCAGCAGCAUCCUGCAGGUCUUUGCCUCUGAUGCAGAUGAGGGUGACAACGGGGCUGUGGUGUAUGAGAUCAACCGUCGGCAGAGUGACCCUGACCAGUACUUCACCAUCGACUCCAGGACGGGUGUCAUCAAGCUCAACAAGGGGCUGGACUAUGAGAUGAGGAAGGUGCAUGAGCUGGUGGUGCAGGCAUGGGACAAGGCCAUGCACCCAGAGGUCACCACAGCCUUUGUCACCAUCCACGUGCGUGACUACAAUGACAACCAGCCCACCAUGACCAUCAUCUUCCUGAGCGAGGAUGGCUCACCACAGAUCUCCGAGGGUGCCCAGCCCGGCCAGUAUGUGGCACGCAUCUCUGUCUCGGACCCCGACUAUGGUGAGUACUCCAACGUCAAUGUCUCCCUGGAGGGGGGAGACGGCAAAUUUGCCCUCACCACCAAGGACAAUAUCAUCUACUUGAUCUGUGUGGACCAGCUGCUGGAUCGGGAGGAGAGAGACUCCUAUGACCUGCGAGUGACGGCCACUGACUCAGGGACCCCUCCACUGCGGGCAGAGUCGGCCUUUGUGCUGCAGGUGAUGGAUGUCAAUGACAACCCACCACUCUUUGACCAGCAAGAAUACAAGCAGAGCAUCCCCGAGGUGGUGUACCCAGGCAGCUUUGUUCUGCAGGUGACAGCCCGUGACAAAGAUCAAGGUCCCAAUGGGGAGGUACGGUACAGCAUCCUACACAGCCAGGACACCCACUCCAACUGGUUCACCAUCGACCCAGCCACAGGCAUCAUCACCACCGCUGCCUCCCUGGAUUAUGAGAAGGACCCCCAGCCCCAGCUGACAGUGCUGGCUAUGGACAGAGGGACACCUGUCCUCUCCUCCACGGCGGUGGUGCAUGUGGCCCUGCAGGACAUCAAUGAUAAUGAGCCUGUAUUCAGGAGCAACUUCUACAAUGUAUCCCUGAAGGAGAACACACCCGCUGGGACCUGCUUCCUACAGAUCACGGCCACGGAUGCAGACAGUGGCCCCUUCGGCUCCCUCUCCUACUCCAUCGGCUCCGGCAUCGGCAGCAUUGUCCCCACGCAGUUCAGCAUCGAUGAGCACACUGGGCAGUUGUGCACAGUGCAGGGCCUGGACCGCGACGAGGGGGCCGCCGCCUAUGACUUCACUGUCACUGCUGUUGAUGGGGGUGGUCUGAACUCCAUGGUGUACGUGAAGGUUUUCCUGGAGGAUGUGAAUGAUAACCAUCCGGCGUUCUACCCCCUGGAGUACGCAGCCAGUAUCAGCACGCAGAGCAUGCCAGGCACAGCUGUGCUGCGCGUCAUGGCCCACGACAAGGAUGAGGGUCCCCACGGGAAGGUGACGUACCACAUUGUCUCGGGGAACUCGCCCCCUCUCUUCUCUCUGCACAAGGACACAGGUGUUGUCUCCCUCUCGUGGUCUCUGAGUGGCAAAGCCAACACGCUGGUGCAGCUGGUGAUCUCAGCACGGGAUGGAGGGGGCCUGUCAGCCCAACCCAAUGCCCAAGUGAACAUCAGCAUUGUGGCUGGCACGGUCUCACCUCCUGUCUUUGAGCAGGCACAGUACUUCUUCACAGUGCCUGAGGACACACAGCAGGGGGCGAGUGUUGGGGCCGUCCGGGCCCAUAACCCCCCAGGUCACUCUGAUGACAUCUUUUAUUCCAUCUCCUCGGGAGAUCCCCAUGGCUAUUUCUUCAUUGACUCCAGCUUGGGACAGCUCCGCACCAGCCUCCCUCUUGACCAUGAGGUCCAGGCAGUUCUGGUUCUGGAUGUGCAGGCCCGAAGUGGCUCGCCGCCUGCCUACAGCAACACCCAGGUGAAGAUUUCCGUGUCAGACGUGAAUGACAAUGCACCAAGCUUCCUGGCCCCUUCUGACUCCAUCCUGCUGCCAGAGGCCACAGAGGUGGGGGCCACUGUCUACACGCUGCAGGCGGAGGAUCGGGACAGUGGUGCCAACGGGCAGGUGCACUUUGAGCUGGUGUCAGGUGGGGGCGGCAUCUUCAGUGUGGAGCGCUCCUCUGGGACAGUGCGUGUGGUGGGGGCGCUGCAGUACGAGGCCAGUGCUGCCUAUGGCCUAGCCAUAGUGGCACGGGACAGCGGUGUGCCCCAGCUCAGUGCCACCUUCACCCUGCUGGUGCACGUGCAGGCAGAGCACGACCACGGUCCCAUCUUUGACACACUCACCUACCGUGUGGAGGUGCGGGAGGGCACUCCUGUCUCCACUCGCUUCCUGCAGGUGCGGGCCCUGGGCCGGGACAGUGGUGCCACGCCUCUCAUUUACCACCUGCGUGCUGAUGGCGAUGCUGCUAGCUUUGGCAUCAUGCCCGAGAGCGGCUGGCUGUAUGUCAAGAGUGCGUUGGACCGGGAGACACGGGACCUGUACAUGCUGACAGUGCUGGCGUCUGCUGGGGCAGGCGGCACCAGCGGCGAGGCCAGGAAGACUGGCACCAGCACGGUGCGGGUCAGCAUCACUGACGAGAAUGACAACAGCCCCCGGCUCAGCGAGGAGCGCUAUUUCUUCACCAUUCCCGAGAACCAGCCACCUGGCAGCAGGGUGGGCAGGGUGACAGCCAGUGACCGGGACACAGGGCAGAACAGCCGCCUCACCUACCGCCUCCUCCAGCAUGACCCCAACUUCCUCAUCCACAUGCAGUCUGGAGAGCUCACUGCCAAGCGCAGCCUGGACCGGGAGCAGCAGUCAAGCUAUCAGCUGCUGGUGAUCGUGCAGGAUGGGGGGACACCACCCCGCAGCGUCACAGGCACCAUCUAUGUCACCGUCUUGGAUGAGAAUGACAAUUUGCCGGCUUUCCUUCAUGUGCUGGGCGGGCGGGAGGUCCUGGUGCAGGUGCUGGAGGAGAAGCCAUCAGGGCUGCUGGUCGCCUCCCUGCAGGCCAAGGACCCAGACGAGGGUGAGAAUGGGACCAUCUUCUACUCACUAACAGGGGCUUGGGCCGAGCGCUUCACACUGCACACAGCCACGGGGGAGCUGCGUACAGCCACUGUGCUGCGCCGAACUGACCGGGCCGAGUACAUCUUCACUGUGACAGCCAGUGACCGGGGCAUGGAGCCCCACAGUACAGCAGCCACUGUCCGCAUCCAGGGGCUGCCACAGCCAGACGCCACCGUGGUUACACUGCACCUGGUAGAAGGGGUCAGACCCGGCUCAGUGAUUGGCUCAGUGGCGCCGCCUGAGGCCUCUGCACAGGAGCAUCUGACUUACACUCUCCUGGAAGGCGGUGGGGAUGGCACUUUUGUGGUGGACAGCAUGACGGGGGAGAUAUACGUAGCGCGGGAGCUGGACUACGAGGUUGGGGCACAGCACACACUGCAUGUCAGUGCCGAGGACACGCAGCGCGGCUACCCUGCCAGUCGGCUGGUGCUGGUGCAGAUCCAAGUGCAGGACUGUAACGACCAGGCACCUGCCUUUCCCGAGGACCCCAUCACUAUUGUGGUGCCUGAGAACACCCAGGCCGGCACAUCCAUCUUCACCUUCCAGGCCCUAGAUGGAGACGGUGCUGGCCCCAACAGUCAGGUGUGCUAUAGGCUGCUGCGCCAGGAGCCUCCUGGCUCCCACUUCCAGCUGGAUGCCCACUCUGGACUGCUGAGCCUCCAGCAGGGGCUGGACCGCGAGGCUGCCCCCUCCUUUCUGCUGGUGGUGGAGGCCACAGACCAGGCCCGCAACAUCAGCCAGCGCCGCUCCGCUGCCAUCUCUGCCCGUGUCUUUGUGACAGAUGAGAACGACAACGUGCCCGUCUUCCUCUCGCCAGCCACCAUUAGCAUCAGGGAGGACCAGCCCACUGGCUUUAUGGUGCUGCAUGUGGUGGCACAGGAUAGGGACCUGGGCGAGAAUGGGCGGGUGAGCUACACGCUGCAGGCAGGCAACACUGAGGGCCGGUUCCACCUGAACCCCAGCACAGGUGCCCUCUCCAUUGUGCGUGCUCUGAACCGUGAGGAGGUGUCUCAGCACAACCUGACAGUGGUGGCCAUGGACCACGGCUUCCCGCGCUGCUCGUCCACGCAGCUGCUGACAGUGCUGGUGCUGGACGUUAAUGAUGAGGCACCUGCCUUCGAGAGGGCUGAGUAUGAGGCCAGUGUCAUGGAGAAUCUGCCAGCGGGCAGCCCUGUGCUGCAGCUGCUGGCCACAGACUGCGACCUUGGGGCCAAUGGGCAUGUAUCAUAUGGGGGCCUCUCUGGGGGUCCCUUCUCCAUCCACCCACAGACUGGGCUUGUCACCACCAUGCACUCCCUGGACCGGGAGAGGCGGGAGCAGCACGUGCUAACAGUCUAUGCCCGGGAUGGUGGCCUGCCCUCCAACCUGGCCAAAGUGACAGUGCGGAUCUUAGUGGGAGAUGAAAACGACCAUGCUCCGCGCUUCGAGAGCGAGUCCUGCUCCUUGGAGGUGCCCGAGAACCAGAGUCGCGUGGCGCUCUACACCCUGCGGGCCACAGACUUGGAUGCAGGCGAGAACGGGCGCCUGGAGUACCAUGUGAUGGAUGGAGACCCUGCCCAGGAUUUCAUCCUGGACCCUGUUUCUGGUGUGUUCUCCACCUCGCGCAGCCUGGACCGAGAGCUGGUGGCCUCUUACCAGCUGACUGUGGUGGCACGAGACCACGGCACACCCCAACGCAGUGCCACCAUGUCUCUGAGUGUGCGGGUGCUGGACCUCAAUGACAAUGCACCACGCUUUGCACAGGCAGCCUACACUGUGGAGGUGCCGGAGGACCUACCCGUCGGGGCACUGGUCCUGCAGCUGGUGGCACUGGACCCAGAUGAGGGCACCAACGGGCAGGUCUCCUACUACCUGGGCAAUGAGUCACUGGGCAUGUUCCAGAUGGAACCGCAGAGCGGGCGCAUCACCAGUGCCCAGGCCCUGGAUCGUGAGCGCCGCCCCACUUACAGCUUCCUGGCCAAAGCCGUGGACUUGGCAUCCUGGGAGCCCAAGAGUGCAGCCGUGUGUGUCACAGUCACCGUGCGAGACGUCAACGACCAUGUGCCUGCCUUUCUGCACAGCCCACUCUCUGUCAAUCUCUCCCGCUACACGCCACCUAAGCAGGUGGUGGCCACUAUGCGGGCUGAGGACAAAGAUGCAGGUGCCAACGCCUCCAUCCUGUACCGUUUUGCCACACCCAAUCCCAGCUUCGCCAUCAAUUCCUACACUGGCACCAUCCAGUUGCUGCAGCCCCUAGGCUCUCUCAGCCAGCGCCAGCGCACCCUCUUCAUCCUGGCCACAGACUUGGGCCAACCAGCCCUGUCCUCCACUGGUGUGGUGGUGAUCUACCUGCAGGAAGAGAGCUACCGGGGCGUGCACUUCCCCCGCAGCACCAGAGACGUGGCCAUACCUGAGAAUGCCGCCACAGGCACCACGGUGGUGAGCAUCCAGGCCAUACAUGCAGGGGGCUCCUCGGGGCGCAUCACCUACAGCAUUGUGAGUGGCAAUGAGAAGAAUGCUUUCCUCAUCCAGCCCAGCUCAGGUGCCAUCUCGGUGCAGGACUCCAGCAGCCUGGACUUCGAGUCAAGCCCUCGGCUGCGCCUCGUGGUUCAAGCAGAGACUGCCACCUCCUUUGGCUUCAUGGCCGUGAACCUCAACCUGCAGGAUGUGAAUGACAACUUGCCACGCUUCCAGCUGCAGAACUACGUGGCCUUUAUCUGGGAGUCACAGAGCUACGACUCCCCCGUCAUACAGGUUUUGGCUGACGACCUGGAUCAGGGUGCAAAUGGUCAGGUGACCUACGCCAUCAACCAGUCGCUGCCCAUGAAUGGGCUGUACCACAUUGAUGCCCAGAUAGGGACCAUCACCACUGCAGCCAUUCUGGACAGGGAGAUCUGGUCGCAGACCCGGCUGGUGGUGACAGCGAUGGACAGAGGAAACCCACCCCUCAUUGGCUCGGCCACGCUGACUGUGGUGGUGAUGGACGUUAAUGAUAACAGCCCCACCAUCCCCCCACCCUGGGAGGUGCGGGUGCCCGAGAACACCCUACUGGGCACUGAGAUCACCCAGGUGACGGGGAACGACGUGGACUCAGGCCCAGCGCUCUCCUACACGCUGGUGCCGGAUGGGGGCGCAGCAGGAACCUUCAGCAUCCUGCGCUACGGGGGCCGCAUUGCCCUAACAGCACCACUGGACUACGAGCAGUGCAGCCAUUAUGUCCUAACCAUCCGCUCCUCCGACUCCCGGCACGAGACUGAGGCCAACCUCACUGUCAUCGUGGAAGAUAUCAACGACAACGCGCCCACCUUCAGCCAGGGCCUCUACCAGGUGACAUUGCUGGAGCACACGCCAGCAGGCAGCACCAUCCUCACCGUCAGUGCCACAGACAGGGACUCUGGCAGCAAUGGGGAGCUCACCUACCGCCUGGCUGUGCCCAGCUCCGACGUCUCCAUCAACCCCAGCAAUGGAACACUGUUCACCUCUCGCCAGGUGGAGCUGGAUGCAAACCAGCCCACGCUGGACCUGGUGGUAGAGGUGCGUGACCACGGCUCUCCCAGUCUCUCGGCCUGGACCACAGUGCAGAUCCAGGUGCUGGAUGUGAAUGACCACAGCCCCACCUUCCAGCAGGCGCACUACAAUACCUGUGUCCCUGAGGACCUGCGCCCGGGCACCACUGUGCUGACGCUAGAGGCGGGUGACGCUGACCUGUCCCGGGAGAACGCCGGCUUCGACUACACCAUCGUCAGCGGCAACAGCGGCAAUGCCUUCCAGGUGGAGAGCCACAUGGGCUGGUCUCGGGGGCACCUGCGCACGCAGGGAGCCCUGGUGCUGGUGGAGGCACUGGACUUCGAAGCCGUCCCCAUCUACAACUUGACAGUGGCAGCCUCAGACCGGGGUGUGCCGCAGCGCAGCACCACUGUGCCAGUGCUUGUCACCGUGCUGGAUGUCAACGACAACCCGCCGGUGUUUUCCCGGGCCGAGUACCACACAGCUGUGAGUGAGAGCACCCCCCCGGGCACCGAGCUGCUGCGGCUGGCAGCCCACGAUGCCGACUCGGGCCCCUAUGGCCAGGUGCGCUACAGCAUCAGUUCUGGAGACCAGCUCAGGCUCUUCCAGCUGCAUGAGGCCACAGGAGCCCUGCGCCUGGCACAGUCCCUGGACCGAGAGACCCAGGCCCUGCACAGCUUGGUGGUGCAGGCAUCUGAUGGCCCUGGCGGGCACUUUGCCCUGGUGCCCAUCACCAUUGAAGUGAAGGACAUCAACGACAACAUACCCUACUUCCCAGUGAAGACACUGAGUGCCAGUGUGCGGGAGAACCUGCCGCCAGGCACCCUGGUCACCACUCUGCAUGCCUUCGACGCCGACACCGGGACCUUCGGGGAGCUGCGCUACACUGUGCUGGAGCAGGCAGUGGGGGAGGUGGGAGCCCCUGAAGGCAGGGAUGUCUUCUUCAUCAACUGGACCUCCGGGGAGCUGCGCUCCCGCCUUGCCUUUGACUAUGAGCGUGCCAAGGCUUUCCAGCUACUGGUGCAGGCCACGGAUGCCGGCAACGCCUCAGCCACCGUCACUGUGCGGGUGCUGGUGACCGGCGAGGAUGAGUACAGUCCUGUCUUCCUGAGCCCGGACUUCAGCUUCCAGGUGCCUGAGGGCGCCCACAAGGGCCAGAGCAUUGGCCGGGUGCUGGCCACCGACGAGGAUGAGGGUGUGGACGGCGUGGUGCUCUACUCUUUAACUAAGCCCUCGCCAUACUUUGGGGUCAACCAGACCACUGGCACCAUCUACCUGCGCGUGGACAGCCAGCCGCAGCCAGCAGGGCGGGCCAAGCGGGAGCCUCGGGAGAUGAACCUAGAGGUGCAGGCCCGCAGCCCGCUUCCUUCCUCCCGCUCAGCCUCUGCUCAGGUCUCCAUUGACGUCACCCACACCUCCUUCGGCCUGGUGCCGGACCUCAACUUGCUGCUGGUGGUAGCUGUGGCUGCCUCCCUGGGUGUGGUGGUGGUGCUGGCCGCCGUGGCCAUCAUCUUGGUGCUGGUCCGCUCCCGGCACCGGCAGGAACACAAGAAGCCAGAGCAGGACUCGCAGCUCAACCGCAUGCAGAGUGGCUCCUUGCAGAAGCUAGGCCAUGAGGAGCCGGUACUGCCCGGCAGUGACCGCAUCUAUCACCAGGCCCUGCCAGGCUAUGGCAGCGAGUCGGCUGGACCCUACCCGCGGGGUGGCUCCCUGGACCCCUCUCACUCCAGUGGGCGUGGCUCAGCCGAGGCAGCCGAGGACGAUGAGAUCCGGAUGAUUAACGAAUACCCACGUGUGGCCAGCAUCACCUCCUCCAUGCAGGAGCACAUCUCAGCCCGUGGCCCCGACUCGGGCAUCCAGCAGGAUGCUGACCAGCUCUCUGACAUCUCCUGUGAGCCUACCACCCUGGAGAGCGCCCAGUGGUUCAAGAGCAAGAAGGGCUCCAGCCUGCUGCUGCCUGGGCAGCCGCCCCAUCUGUACCGUGAGGAUGGGGGCAGUAGCACCUUCCUGGGCGUGGGCUGUGGCCUGAGCGUCUCCUCCCACCCCAAGGACUACACCUUCCCUGAGGACGGCAAGCCCUCUGUGGAGGGCUCCCUCACCGCCGUCGUGGCCAGCGAGGAGGAGCUCCGCGGUAGCUACAACUGGGAUUACCUGCUGAACUGGUGCCCCCAGUUCCAGCCCCUGGCCAGCGUCUUCACUGAGAUCGCCCGUCUCAAGGAUGAGAGCUCCCUGCGCAAGCCCUUCCAAGCCAAGCCCAAGGCAGAGCCCAAGCCCCGCAUUGAUCCUCCGCCCCUCAUUACCUCGGUGGCCCAUCCCGGGGCCAAGUCAGUGCCCCCCAAGCCAGCAGUGGGCAGGACCUUCCCGCACCUGUCCUCCCUGCGCCGCUCACCCAUCAGCCACGAGGGGUCCAUCUCCUCCUCGGCCAUGUCGCCCAGCUUCUCGCCCUCGCUAUCCCCACUGGCCGCCCGCUCCCCUGUGGUGUCACCUUUCGGUGUCUCCCAGGGGCCCUCGGCCUCUGCCAUCAGCGCCGAGCACUCGCUGGAGCUGCCUGAGGAAGCUGAGCUCAGGAUUUAACCCCAGGCUCCCAUGGACUCUCAACCCCUCCUGCUAUUCUGUGCAGCCUCCAGGCAAAGCAGGGGCGGGGGCGGAAGGGCUGGAUCUGCCACCCCCACAGGCUGCUGCAUUCUCAGACCCCAGCAGGUUGCUGGUUCUGGUUCCAGUCCCUCCACCUUGGCUGCCAGUUCCACUGCUAAUGUCAGCGCCCUGAUAGGCUACUUGUGGUGGUGCUGGUCCCACUGCCUCAAAUGGCUGCCGGUGCCAGUGCCUCCAUUAGUGCCAGAUCUGCUCUCUCAUGGUACUGUUUGCCCUGAGUGGUGGGGGGUGAGUAGUGUCCUUGCCACUCCUGCGGUUGCUGUGGCCACUUGGGACCUCACUCCUCCAGUCCUGUGGGCCAAGCUGUCCAGAUGAGGGGGGCAGCAGCUGCACCUGCCUGGGACAUGGGGUGGGGGGGGCAGACUGUGAGCCAGAGGCCAGGAAAGCAAGGCCAGACCCCCCUACGCACUGGGUGAGGGGUUCAGAGGGGGGGACACAUUCCAAAGAUAGGGGGAGCAUGGGCCAGCACACCAGAUAUCAUGCCAUGCACAUGCACAGAGCUCACUCUGUCCCUCACUCCCCAUCACCUCACCGUGAGGGCAGAUUCUGUUCCCUUCAGACCUGCCCAGACCCAGGAGAAAUCCCAUUCCCCGCAGGCCUGUCCAGCCCCAGAGUGGCGGGGAACUCUGUUUCCCACAGGCCUGUCCAGCUCCAGGAUACAGGGGACCUGGGGGAUGGGGUACACUACCCUGCAGGACUGGCCAAACACAGGAUGGCGGGUCCUAUUCCCACAGAGCCAGUGGGGAACAGAUCCUCUUCCCUGCAGGUUUGCCAGGGGGAAGGAGUAGGAAAUCUCAUUCCCUACCACCCCAUCCAGUCCUCCCCAGAGGGGGGGGGAAUCCUGUUCCCUGCCACCCCAUCCAGACCCAGGGAAGGAAUCCCAUUCCCUGCAGGCUCGUCUGGCUCCAGGGGGCAGAUCCGGUUCCCCACAGAUCAUCCACACCAGGAGCUUCCCAGCUCAUUGAUUCUGUUUUUUGCUGCUGAGACAAGCUGCAUGGAGGAGCAGCUUUAGGAGGGCCAGAGACCCUAACGGCUGCCACAGAACCUCACCUGCACCAGGGCCAGGGCCAUGCUUGGGCCUCUCCCAUGGCUGAGCCAGUCCUGAGACCCCUGGAGGGACAGGGCAGAUGGAGACAGCAUGGACUGCACCUGGGGCUUUCAGCAGCUGUCAGUCCCACUGCUGCACCUUCUCUUUCGGCAGCAAGAGAGCAUCCAAAUGAGCACACCCCACCCCCCACCAGCCCAGCAGGGGGCACUGCAGGCAGCAGGGCAGGGCGCUGGGGUGGGGGGAGAUUAAAAAGACAGGGACUGUUCAGGGUGGGUCUGUGCAUCCAUGAGGCCUCAUCGGGGAUAGGAUCUGUGCUGCUGCAAUGCCCUGCUGGUGGGAGUGCAACCAUGAUGCCUCCUCCCCCACCAGAGGGGGGUCUGUGCAGUUGAAAAAGACACUCCCUGCCUGUCUGCCCCUGGGCUGGGGUCCCUGCAUCCAGUGCCUCCACUGUAGGGGCCCUAUAUUCCCCUGUGGGAGGGGUGGACAACUGGUUGUGGCUGCUCAUCUCCUCCCCUCAGUAUAGUGCUGUGAGCAUGGCACAGGAACAUGCUCCCGUGGAGGCUGCUCCCCACCCUCGUGCUGCCACCCAUGUCUUGCUGCAGCCCAUCUUGGUGCCCCAUUGUCACUCUCGCAUGCUCAGCCUGGCACCAGAAUCAGGCCAUCCUUGCCCUGUGUCUUGCACAUGCAUGGACCGCGGAGCUCACAGACUGGAAUUGGGCAAAGGCUGCCUGCGGCCGAGACGAGCAGCGUGCUCCCCUGCCAUCCAGCACCAUGCACAGCACCAAUGCUGGGUGCAGGAGCACUGAGGGGAUGGCAGAGGCUUCCCCCGCCCCAUCCUGCCUCAGCUAAGUUUGGGGGUGCUACAUCUGUCUGUUCGCCUCCAUCCACCAGGCAUGCAGCAAUGCGCUGACUGGGCGAGGCGGGUGCAGAGCGAAGCAGGGUGCAGCAGAUCUGAACAGGCUGGGGGGGGUGGAGAGGUGCAGCCACCUAAGGUGUGACUUGGUGGGUGUGGUUGGGGGAG
Gopherus flavomarginatus (Mexican gopher tortoise) is the source of this 12583-nucleotide messenger RNA. It is a transcript of the gene DCHS1, whose product is annotated as dachsous cadherin-related 1. Gene Ontology annotation, molecular function: calcium ion binding. Gene Ontology annotation, biological process: homophilic cell-cell adhesion. The transcript has 22 exons. Lineage: Eukaryota; Metazoa; Chordata; Testudines; Testudinidae. The record is from RefSeq and is a predicted model, not a curated record. Gene Ontology annotation, cellular component: plasma membrane; cell-cell junction. The coding region runs from base 654 to 10436 and encodes 3260 amino acids.